AGCCAGCUCAAGUGCUUGGCCCGGCCACUUCUCAUGGGAUCGCUGGCCUUCCUUCUCGCGUUCCGGGCAGCGGGAGAGCUACCCUACCGACCACUUUGUCCUCCUUACCUGCUGGGUGACGAAACAGACAUCAAGGUCCAGUCCUCGCACCCAGAAGGUGGCCAGUGCGCGCUGGAGCAAGCAAGAAGCAGCUAUGCGAUUCAGUUGCGGGAUGCAGCCUUCGCCACGAAGAUGCUAUGGAUAGUGGCCACCCGCUACUAUGCUCCCCGGCGCUGGGAGGCAUACGCAUCACUGUUUGAGACCCUGACGCAACUCGAAUGCUUCGCCGCAUUCCGCGGUUGCUUCCCUGGCGGUGUGGAGCAAGAAGCUGUCACCGUACUUCCUGUUUGCAUUGCAUUCCGGCAGGAAGCGCAGACAGUCUUCAAAUUGGACGCAUACUUGCGUGAUGCCACCAUUCAGCUGGGAAAGGACUUCCUACGAAGUGAGGAGGACUUGAUUGCCCUCAAGCACCCCUGCUUCGAAACCGAUGACUUGGCAAACUUCGUCUCGCAUGAUAUGUUUCGGCGCCAGGCCCUGCUGCCAGCUUCCAACCUGUUCGGCAGCUACGAGGGCCCGCUGGAAGGCCUUCCUGGCUUGGAGAAUCCGCAGCUCCGGGCGUUUUGGAUGCCCAGGUGGACGGCGCCGGAGAUGCACACCUUUGGCGCGUGCUCGGCGAAGGGCUCUUUGAAGUGGUAUUCCUCUUUCGAGCCCCCGAUCAUUCCUGACAGCCUUCCAGCAGAGUGGGAGGCAAAGUGGGUGGCCAACCUGGGUGCUGGAGAUGGCACCUGCGCGCAAGACAUCGUCCGGCAGGACAACCUGGAGCGCGGCUUUCUGGGCUAUGCGGACCCUGCAAACUGCAUGGUGCGCAAGGGCUACGGCGGAGUUCUGUUUGAAGGAGACUCUCAGCACCAGCCUGCGCUGGAAGAGAUGCUUGUGAACCGCACGGACCUGGAGCUGGGCAUAGGCUUUGUGGACCCGCGGAUGGCGGCCCAGCGGAUCGCCGAAUUCCGGGACGCGCGCGCGCCGAAGAGCUCGCCCCAGCUGCUGAAGGUGGACGUGGACAACUGCGACUGCUGCUUUGUGGAGGCCAUCCUCGCGGCUGGCCUGCGGCCCCUCAUGAUCCACGUGGAGGUCAGCCCGCUGGUGCCCCCGCCCAUCAUCUACAGGCCAGCCGAGUUCAAUGCAGAUGUGGAGGAUUCCAUGGAGUCGCUCAGUGCUUCCGAGGGCCGGCCAGGCCACAUGCGCCACUGCUCCCUUUCUGCCUUUAUGGAGCUGCUGGAUGGCUUCGGGUACCAUCUCGUCUAUUUCGCGUACCACGAUGCCACGUUUGCACAGCGCAUUAUCCAGCCACCCGCGUGGCUGGUUGACCGUACAUCUUCGGAGAUUUGGAUGGGCGCGUAUUUCUGCCACCCUCUCCGAUGGGUGGAUCCCUUGGAAAUCCUGUACAAGGAGAAAUUCCUCUACGACUACAGGCAGUGGAGCGACUUGGCGGUGCCCGUGCCGGAGCGCCUGCGACGGGUGCAGCGGUACCUGGAUAACUGGCUGGUGCCAAGGAGCAGCUACCACUUGGGUGGCAUCUCCAGCCGGCGAUGUCGUUUCUGCACCCGUGCGCGGGCCAGAGGUGCUGCUAAGGUGCCCUUGCACCAGGGCCAGGUGGCUGGCGAAAAGGUUGCAGUCUUCUCGCAGAUCCGCGAUUGCGCAAACGUCAUCGAGAGCUUUGUGCGCCACUAUGCAGCCCUGGGGUUCUACCGCAUGUUGCUGUACCUGGAUGAUCCGGAGGAUUCAGCCGCAGCAGUCCUGCAGGAGAGUGGCUGGGUGCAGAAUGGCUUUGUGGAGCUGGUCGUGAUCAAUGACGCUCUGCGCGCGCAGUGGCCGUCAAUGCCUUCUUGGCGCCGCGUGGGCCAGUUUGCUAACAUGGAAGUGCAGAGCCGCCAGAUCCUGAACAACGAGCAUGCCCUUGUGCGCGCUCGUCAGUUGGGGGUGGACUGGCUUCUGCACGUGGACAGCGACGAGUUGCCCCGGAUCGCAGUGACAUGGCUCGCCUGCCGGGGGCUCGGGCGGCGAUGGCUGAGAGGGGCUCGGCUGGCUGCAUCCAAGGUCCAAGAGCAGGUGCUCCUGCGCCAUGCAAGACGGGCUGCCAGAUGGAGGGCCGACGACUCCCUUUUCAGCGCCCUGAACUUGGAUCUAGCCGCCUGGCCGCAGAAGGUGGACUUCAGGCGUCCCGAGCUGCGGCGGUCGCCUUUGAUCCCGAUGCUCAUGAAGCCCCGCGCAGCCAAAAAGGCCGCCGGGACCCUGGGCGCACUGGGCGAACUUUUCGCGAACUGCGUCAAGAUCCAGGACACGGACGAUCAGUCCACUGCACCUUCGGAAGAGGUUUCAUUUCACGAGAUGCGGCAGCAGCUCCUGAGCUUCCGGGUCUUCUCACAGGACCCUAUGGCCCGGCAGCAGUCGGAGCCGUGCCCCGCCCUCUCCAGCAAGCCCCUGAUGCGGCAGGUGUCAAUGAGGGAGCCGAGGAAUCGCAACCCCAAGAUGGCGCCACCUCCCAUGGCGGCUUGGCACCGGGGCACCGCCAGGAUGCCCUCCGCCAACGCCUACCGGAUGGCCAUGCCGCAGUCGGAGCUGGAGGCUUUGAAGCGGCAGGCGGGGUCGCGGACGGACACGCGACGGCGGGUGGGGUGGAGCUUCAAGAGCUCCGGUACAGUACAAAGCUUGCUGAACAAGGUUUGCCCGGAGAACUUGGCGUUGAUCGUGGAGAAGAUCGCAGCAGUUGAGGUUGAGGGCCGCGAGCAGCUGGAAGCCAUCAUCGAGCUGAUCUUCAAGAAGGCGGUGACGGAGCCCCAUUACAGUGAGACCUAUGCAGAUCUGGUGUUCAGCUUGAAGUCGGAGUUCCCGGACUUCCCGGAUGCUUCUGGGGGCAAGCCGGUCACAUUCCGCAGCUUGGUGCUGAAUAUUUGCCAGAACGAGUUUGAGGAGCUUCUGUCCGCCGCGGAAACCCCCGAGCAGUCGGCGGAGUGCACUGCAGAAGAGAAGGAUGUUCUCGCGAAGAAGAGGAAGGAACGGAUGUGCGCAAAUAUGAAGUUCGUGGGCCACUUGUACCUUCGCCAGCUCCUGUCGACCAAAGUGGUCGGUUCAAUCAUUUGCGAGCUGGUUUGUCUCGAAGAUGACGACGCGUUCCCAGAAGAGCAUGCGCUUGAAUGCGCCUGCGAGCUUCUUCUGACUGCUGGUUACACGAUGGACACUGUGCCAGCGGGGCAGGGCGCGCUAGACCUGUCCUGCAAGAGGCUGCAGGACCUGAAGUCUCGAAAGGAGAACGGAAAGAGCAGGUAUUGCAAACGGAUCCAGUUCAUGAUCCAGGAUGUUCUGGAGACAAGGGCAGCUGGGUGGACGAAGAAGGUCUUCAAGGCCACAGCCAAGACGAAAGAAGAGCUGCGCCUCUCGCAACAGCGUGAGAUGAGCGAGCGAGCUUGUGGAAAAGAGGCUUCCAUUGCGGAGCACAUCGUCACAGGCAAGCGGCCGGUGUACCUGGCAGCAGAAAGCUGA
This is a messenger RNA of Effrenium voratum, 3579 nucleotides long. Lineage: Eukaryota; Dinophyceae; Suessiales; Symbiodiniaceae. The record is from the annotation of a GenBank genome assembly.